Sinocyclocheilus anshuiensis is the source of this 2118-nucleotide messenger RNA. RefSeq lists its product as uncharacterized. The record is from RefSeq and is a predicted model, not a curated record. The coding region runs from base 385 to 1632 and encodes 415 amino acids. The transcript is spliced from 2 exons. Lineage: Eukaryota; Metazoa; Chordata; Actinopteri; Cypriniformes; Cyprinidae. Gene Ontology annotation, molecular function: nucleic acid binding; RNA-DNA hybrid ribonuclease activity.
UGUCAGCACCAAUAUCCCUUAAAGCCAGAGGCAAUACUUGGUAUAAAACCAGUGUUUGAGUCACUAUUAAGAGAAGGAAUAAUAAUACCAUGCAAUGAUUCUCCAGUGCGCACUCCAAUUUUUCCUGUGAAAAAGAUAAGAGAAAAAGGUCAACCCACAGAGUGGCGUUUUGUACAAGAUUUACAGGCAGUAAAUGCAGCUGUCUCACCGACUCUGUAUAACGAAGCACUUCGAAGAAGUCUGGAGCCUUUGACCCUGACAGCUGGAACUGCUUUGUUACAAUAUGUGGAUGACCUUUGUCUGUGUGCUAGAGAUGAGUCUACGUGUGUAACUGAUACUGUGACUCUCCUGAAGCAUUUGGCUCAGGAGGGCCACAAGGUCAGUAUGGCGAAGCUGCAGUUUGCGAAGCAGCAGGUUACAUUUCUAGGGCAUGUAAUAACACCCAAUAGCAAAUCUCUGUCUGACAAAAGGGUUAAGGCUAUAAAAGAUGUACCAAAACCACUCACAAAGAAACAAAUGCUGUCAUUUCUGGGUAUGUGUUCCUAUUGUCGAACAUUUAUUCCAAAUUAUGCAAUUCUUGAGCAGCCUCUGAGAGCCCUAACAAUAGGGAAGGGGUUGAAGUCAUGUGACAAAAUUGAGUGGACAGAAGAGGCAGAAGAGGCAUUUGUGAACAUGAAAGUUCAGCUGUCUCUGGCGCCAACUUUGGGCCUGCCAGUACCAACCAAGCCUUUUGUUCAGAUGGUAGAUGAGAAAAAUGGAUUUAUGACUUCUGUGUUAUUGCAACAUCAUGGAGACAGAUUGAGACCUGUGGCCUAUUUUUCAAGCAAACUAGAUCCAGUUGCAGCAGGCCUGCCACACUGUCUGAGGGUGGUGGCAUCUGCUGAACAGGCCGUAAUGGCGUCUAGAGAAUUUGUAGGUUACUCUGACCUGACAUUGAUGGUGCCACACGCAGUGUCCAUGAUUUUGCAAGAACAGAAAACAUCGCAUUUAUCAAUGGCUCGGUGGUUACGAUAUCACACUAUCUUGCUUGAUAUGCCGAAUAUCACUGUUAAACAAUGCACGACGCUGAAUGCUGCUACUCUCCUUCCGACGGAAGCGGAUGGGGAGGAGCACCAUUGUUGCUUGACUGCACUUGAACAGGUGUGUACGCCACGUCCAGAUCUUUCUGAUGUACCGCUUGAAAACUGUGAGAAUGUCCUCUUUGUGGAUGGCUCAGCUUUCAAAGAUCCACAAACAGGCCUGAAUAAAGUUGGCUAUGCUGUAACGACUGAAUUUGAAGUUGUGGCUUCUGGCUCAUUGCCAUCAAAUUAUUCAGCACAAGCAGCGGAGCUUGUGGCCCUAACAGAGGCGUGUAAACUCAUGACAGACAAAUGUGCCACUAUUUACACGGAUUCGCGCUACUCAUUUGGGGUUACACAUGACUUUGGCGCACUGUGGAAACACAGAAAAAUUUUAAAGUCAGAUGGGCGCCCAAUAUUGAAUGCUCCUCUUGUAGCAGCUUUGCUGGAGGCUAUCUUGCUGCCAGAGAAGAUAGCCAUUUGUAAAUGUGCAGCACACACAAAUAACAAAGAUUUUGUAUCUACAGGAAACGCCAGAGCAGACGCAGCUGCGAAGGCCGCGGCAGCAGAGUAGACAAAAGAAACAGAGUGUACUAUGCUAUCUGAAAGUAACCCUGACAUUUAUUCUUCCUUACAGAGCAUGCAGGCAUUUGCCUCUGGGGCAGAAAAAGACCAGUGGAGGCACUGCGGCUGUAAAGUGAAGGAUGGUGUCUGGAUGAGCUGUGAUGGCAAGCCUUGUUUACCUCGACACUUCUUUACUCAUUAUGCUAAGUCAAUGCAUGGGAAAGACCAUGCAUCGAAAGGGGGAAUGAUUGCACAAAUGAAAGAAUUGUGGUUUACGAAGGGGUUUACAACAUUUGCUGAACAUUUUUGUAAAAGAUGUGUCAUUUGUAACACUCAUAAUGUGGCAAGAGGCAUAAAAAUGUCCCAAGUAUCCCAGCCGGCACCGACAGGGCUUUUUGAAUAUCUACAAAUGGACUUUAUUGAACUAUCCCCAUGUGAAGGGAAGAAAUAUUGUCUGGUAAUGGUUGAUAUGUGGUCCAAAUGGGUGGAGGUCUUC